CACCGGGCAGGGUUAAGACCGCUCGGAGCGGAGAUAUGGAUUCCUGAGUGGGGUGAAGAGUUUUGCCAACUCCGAGGGAGCGAGGGAGCAGUCGAGAAUCCUCCUGGCGGCUACGGGAUCAAGUUGAAUCGCGGCAGGGCGAGUGGUCGAAAGCCGGGCGUGGCAUGUCCCGGGUGCCCCGGUGCGGACAGUGAAGCGCGCGGCGAGCGGGAUGGGCCGGCGCCGGGCGCCCGAGCUGUACCGGGCCCCGUUCCCGUUGUACGCGCUUCAGGUCGACCCCAGCGCGGGGCUGCUCAUCGCUGCGGGCGGAGGAGGCGCUGCCAAGACGGGCAUAAAGAAUGGCGUGCACUUUCUGCAGCUAGAACAAAUUAAUGGGCGCCUGAGCGCCUCUUUGCUACACUCUCAUGACACAGAGACACGGGCUACCAUGAACUUGGCGCUGGCUGGUAACAUCCUUGCUGCAGGGCAGGAUGCCCACUGUCAGCUUCUGCGCUUCCAGACCCAUCAGCAGAAGGGCAAAAACAAGACAGAGAAGGCAGGUUGCAAGGAACAGGGGCCACGACAGAGGAAGGGGGCAGCCCCAGUAGAGAAGAAGUCUGGAGCCGAAACCCACCAGGAGGGAGUAGAACUCAGUGUAGAGAAUUUGCAAGCGGUGCAGACAGACUUCAGCCCUGAUCCGUUGCAAAAAGUUGUAUGCUUCAACCAUGAUAACACCCUGCUCGCCACUGGAGGGACGGAUGGCUACGUUCGUAUCUGGAAGGUACCCAGCCUAGAGAAAGUUCUGGAGUUCAGAGCCCAUGAAGGAGAGAUUGAGGACCUGGCUUUGGGGCCUGAUGGCAAGUUGGUAACUGUGGGCUGGGACCUUAAGGCCUCCGUGUGGCAGAAGGAUCAGCUGGUGACACAGCUGCACUGGCAAGAGAACGGACCCACCUUUUCUAACACGCCUUACCGCUACCAGGCCUGCAGGUUUGGGCAGGUUCCAGACCAGCCUGCCAGGCUGCGACUCUUCACAGUGCAGAUUCCCCACAAGCGUCUGCGCCAGCCCCCACCCUGCUACCUCACAGCCUGGGAUGGUUCCACCUUCUUGCCCCUUCGGACUAAGUCCUGCGGCCAUGAAGUCAUCUCCUGCCUUAGUGUCAGCGAAUCGGGCACCUUCCUAGGCCUGGGCACAGUCACUGGCUCUGUUGCCAUCUACAUAGCUUUCUCUCUCCAGCGCCUCUAUUAUGUGAGGGAGGCUCAUGGCAUUGUCGUGACAGAUGUGGCCUUUCUACCUGAGAAGGGUCGUGGUCCAGAGCUCCUUGGCUUCCAUGAAACUGCCCUGUUCUCUGUGGCUGUGGAUAGUCGUUGCCAGCUGCACUUGCUGCCCUCACGGAGGAGUGUUCCUGUGUGGCUGCUGCUCCUGCUAUGUGUUGGACUUAUUGUUAUGACCAUCCUGCUGCUCCAGAGUGUCUUUCCAGGUUUUCUUUAGCCUUUCUGCUCUUAGGGAAUCAGGGGCCUGGACAUUACUGCCUUCUAGAACAGAGUGGAGGCCUGAACCCCAUUGCUCAUUCCACCUGAAUCCAUAGUUGGCGUUCCUCUGAUGAGACUGACGGGCGCUGCCUGCCCUGCCCACUUAAAGCUUGGCUAUGGCCCUGUGUGACUCUGAAUCCUGAGAACCCUUCAUUCUUCAUCCGUGGAUCCUCCCAGGACAGUGGUAUCUGAAGGCCAGGCCACACCACCUGCAUUCUUCCUCUGCCUGCCAGAGGCUCCAAAGUUGAGCUUGUCCUUUCUCCAGAAAUAUGUGAGGAUGCCCAAGAACCUGGGGGUACUGCUGUCCAUCACUUGGUCUUCACGUGAACCCCUGGCGUUUGCUGAAGCAAGCACUGGCCUGGGACUUGGCCGUUAGGGAAGGAAGGGGCAAAAGGAAGACCCAGGCAGUAAUCUCUGGGUCCAGCUGGGUAGCUCCAAGCCAGCCAGGCGACAUAUACAAUAAGUUCCUGGAUGGUCUUCCCUACCCUUGAGAAAAGGGAAAAUGAACCUCAGCACAUUCAGCAGGAAAAGUUGAUAUUUAAUAAACAAGCAAAGACUGAACUGAGA
This is a messenger RNA of Felis catus (domestic cat), 2076 nucleotides long. RefSeq names its product prolactin regulatory element binding (gene PREB). NCBI's taxonomy places the organism in Eukaryota, Metazoa, Chordata, Mammalia, Carnivora, Felidae. The transcript is spliced from 9 exons. The coding region runs from base 212 to 1468 and encodes 418 amino acids. Gene Ontology annotation, cellular component: endoplasmic reticulum membrane. The record is from RefSeq and is a predicted model, not a curated record. Gene Ontology annotation, biological process: protein secretion. Gene Ontology annotation, molecular function: protein binding; GTPase activator activity; guanyl-nucleotide exchange factor activity.